AGCACUGCAGCACCCAGCUGCAGGCUCUCUCACUCGGAGUCUCAGCCAGGCUCUCUUUCACUGCCAGCGUCCACGCAGACGGUGCUGCCCUCGGCACUCCGCCAUGAGACGCUCCGGGGUCUCGCGCGGCCCCUCGCCCACCAACACAACCUACUCCGGAUUCUCCAACUACCGCACAGACUCCUACCGCCCAAUCAACCCUCCUUCCAGCCCUCUCUCUACCGACCCUCGCGAUAUAGCCCGUGCACACUUCUUGGAACUCAACAAAUACCUCGCUAGCUAUUUAGCAAACGAGCCUGUUAAUUCGCGCGCGACUGCGAGGCAAAAGCUUACCCGCCUCACGCGCCAGCAAUUCCAGGAACUGUCCACCGAUGUCUAUGAUGAGCUGCUGCGCAGGAAGAACAACUCUAGUAACAACGACGUCCCCUUCCUCCCCGUACGAGACGACUUUCAUCCAAAGCGGAAUCAGGCCCGCCAGAAGCUCGCCACACUGCCGACCGGCCGAUUCAAGGAUCUAUCAAGCGAUGUUUAUUAUGAGCUAUCCAGAAGAUACCCCGAGUUCAAGGAGGAGGACGUCGUGUCCCCUGCCUCAGCCUAUGACGACUACCCAUCACCCGACUUCCCCAACAACGCCCGGACCCCUGCCAUGGCCGCCCGCGAUCUACCCAGUAAUGCACGCGCAUCCGAAGACAGAGCGAAUGGAUAUGCCAGCCCCUCCUCGCGAAGACGACCAUCCGACAACUUCUCCUCCGGCCGAAAAAGCGCCGAUGCCUACGGUGGGGUCGAGGGCUUCGGUGCCGCCGCUGCGGUCGGUGGCGUACGCCGGAAACCAUCACAAGACAUCCGGACCGACCGGCGAAAACCGAGCCAGGACACGACGGGAUAUGGCGUGGUCGGGGGCGCGUCGGUGAAUCGGCGUCCGAGUGAGAGCGAGGGCAGCAACGCGUCGAAUGCGCAGAGCGCGACGGCAGGCAUGGGGAUGAUCAUUCCGAACAAGAGCACCAUCGCGGAGGAGGAGAUCGAGGUGCCGUACGGACGCGAGGUGCGGGACAGCGGGAGCACGGCGCGGGACCGCGAGCGCGAGCGCGCACCGAGAGGGUCGCGCGUCGGCGACGAGGACCGCAGCGACUAUGGGGAGGACGAUACGGAGGAGGUGGAUCGCCGCCCGGGCGGACUGGCGGCGCUGAGCGCGAGGCUACAGGCGGUCGGAGACGAGGACUCGGAAGCAGGGCGCAGCGGGGAGGACUACUUUGACAAGAUGAGCCUGGGCCGGGCGAGCGCCACCAGCGAUCGGAGUUUCGCGAGGGGCGGGAGGAUGAGCGUGGGUGCGGAGGAGGAGCUGAGGCGGGAGUAUGAAUUCAAGGUCGCGACGAUGCAGCAGCGCAUCACAGGCCUGGAGAGGGAGGUUGAGGACGCCCGUGAGAAGGAGCGAAUCUGGACAAAGGGCGAAGAGAGGGUGAGGGCAGUGGAGGAUGAGCUGCGAGAGUUACGGCAGCGGAUGGAAGACAAGACGACGGGGAUGUUCACCAUGCAGCAAGAGCUAGAGACCCUCAGACAAGAACGAGCACGGGAACAAGACGCUGCGGGGAGACGAGCGAGGGAUGAUGAGGAAGAGCUCCAGAUACUCCGGGAACGCUGCGAACGGCUGGAGGAAGAGCGCGGUGGAGGCAGACAGGGAAAUGCAGAGAUCCUCGACCAAUUACGUUCCGAUAUGGAGGGCCUCGUCAUUGAGCUAUCAGACUUGUCGAAGCGCAACGACGAGUUGAUGACGGCGAAGGAUGCAGAUCUUGCGGUCAUUCGCGACCUCGAUGCCCAGCUGAAGGAGUACAAGAGGAAGUAUGAACAGGCAAAGACGGAGCUUCGGAGCGUCAAGGCAACCUCGCAGCUAUUCCUGCAAACACCGAAGACCGAUGACCAGCUGCCUGUUGCACAGGACGGUGGCUUGGUCGACAUCCACGUCACUGCCUUCCUCAGUGCCAUCGACGGUCUUCUCACUGCGGGUCGUUCGAACGCACCGACGCGUGUGCUCACACCCAUGAAGUCGGUCGUCAAUGCUGUCACAGCGAUUAUCGAGGACAUCAAAGCAUACGAGAGACGAGCGCGUAGAGACUUUGACAUUGACUCGCUGCGCAUCCUCCGAGAACGUCUCGAGGCCACACUGAGCAACCUCGUCGUGGCCUCCAAGACACAUGCUACGAGUUCUGGCAUGUCGCCUGUCAGCCUACUCGACGCCGCCGCGAGUCAUGUCUCUUCGACGGUGACAGAGAUUGGCAAGCUGGUUCUCGUUCGCAAAGCGUCCCGAGCCGAGCAAGACCAGUUCGCCGUGUCUCAGAACACGAGCGCGACGAACGGGUUCUCGCCCGCCCUGCGCUCUGUCGACGAGGGCCGCCCGGUGCACUCGCGCGGGUACAGCAGUGCAAGUUCGCGCUCGUACUCGUCGCAGGCGAACCGCUUCGGCGACUUGGCGGGGUCGUCGAGCAUGUCGUCUACGAGACUCAUGGAGGACCGGAGGGUGUCGCCGCCUAGUAGGGGGAGCUCAUUGACGAACUCACCUCCGCCUAUAUUCGACAGAGUGCCGGCUUCGCAUAGUACGGGUGGGAGGACGAGCGGCGAGUCCGCUCCGCCAGAAGGUCCGGAGGAUGCAUGGGCGGAAUUGAAGCCGUACCUCGAAGCGCAGACAGAGUCGAUUGUCUACGCCAUCCAAAGCGUGCUAUCGGGGGUACGGAGUCCCACACCGCCUCCGACGCUCAACGAGAAUUUGACGCAGAUCAUAACCAUCGUGUCGAGUAUCGUCGCCGUCUGCAAAGACAACUUACCACCGGCAUCCAUGCAGCAGGGUGAGGAGAUCCUGCGCGAGCUCGGCGAACAUGCGAAUCGUCUCAGCGAAGUGCAGGCACAGGCUGAGGUCACGAAGGAGGCCAGGCAGGUCAUGGCGAAGUCGAGCUUCGCGGUCGCGAAUGGGAUGAAGGCGCUCAUGAAGUUGUGAUAUGUCGUGUGUAUUGUAGCAUAGGAUCUAUUCUUAUUUCCAGGUCACUUCAGCGGGGCAAGACUAGUUUGACUGCUGAUUGUUUACGCCAAGUGGUCAUAGUACUGACUCUGCUGUUAUGCUUAGAAGUCGCUCAUAACUUCUGGACGUACGUGUGUGAUCUAUA
Rhodofomes roseus is the source of this 3152-nucleotide messenger RNA. RefSeq lists its product as uncharacterized. Bases 104 to 2986 code for a protein of 960 amino acids. Gene Ontology annotation, molecular function: MAP kinase scaffold activity. The transcript is spliced from 8 exons. The record is from RefSeq and is a predicted model, not a curated record. Gene Ontology annotation, cellular component: cell cortex of growing cell tip; actomyosin contractile ring. NCBI's taxonomy places the organism in Eukaryota, Fungi, Basidiomycota, Agaricomycetes, Polyporales, Fomitopsidaceae.